Molecule: messenger RNA, 2718 nt
Organism: Callorhinus ursinus (northern fur seal)
Lineage: Eukaryota; Metazoa; Chordata; Mammalia; Carnivora; Otariidae
Gene: DPP3
Product: dipeptidyl peptidase 3
Biological process (GO): proteolysis
Cellular component (GO): cytoplasm
Molecular function (GO): dipeptidyl-peptidase activity; metalloexopeptidase activity
Source: RefSeq, a predicted model, not a curated record
AUUGGGGCGGAGCAUCCGGAGUGGUGGGGGAGGCUGGACACUCAUUCCGGUUAAGGGAGGGUGGUGUGGAAAAUGCGCUGGGUUGGGAGAUCCCGGGUCCCAGCGGAACUGUGAGACUUCGCAGGGCCCAUGGCGGACGCCCAGUACAUCCUGCCCAAUGACAUCGGUGUGUUUAGCCUGGACUGCCGGGAGGCCUUCCGCCUGCUGUCGCCCACAGAGCGCCUCUAUGCCCACCAUCUGUCACGGGCCGCCUGGUAUGGAGGCCUGGCUGUGCUGUUGCAGACCUCCCCUGAGGCCCCCUACAUCUACGCGCUGCUCAGCCGCCUCUUCCGUGCCCAGGACCCCGACCAGCUGCGCCAGCAUGCCCUGGCUGAGGGCCUUACCGAGGAGGAGUAUCAGGCGUUCCUGGUGUAUGCUGCCGGUGUCUACUCCAACAUGGGCAACUACAAGUCCUUUGGCGACACCAAGUUUGUUCCCAACCUGCCCAAGGAGAAGCUGGAACGUGUGAUCCUGGGGACUAAGGCGGCUCAGCAGCACCCGGAAGAAGUCCGGAGCCUCUGGCAGACCUGCAGGGAGCUCAUGUUCUCUCUGGAGCCGAGGCUUCGACACCUUGGGCUGGGGAAAGAGGGAAUCACCACCUACUUCUCUGGGGAUUGCACCAUGGAAGAUGCCAAACUGGCCCAAGACUUUCUGGACUCACAGAACCUCAGUGCCUACAACACGCGACUCUUCAAGGGCGUCAGCCAGGAUGGGAAGCCCUGCUACGAGGUGCGGCUGGCUUCUGUGCUUGGCAUGGAGCCUGCUCUGCAUUCUGAAAUGACUUCCAAGCUGAAGAGCUACGAAUUCCGGGGGAGCCAUUUCCAGGUGACUCGGGGGGACUACGCCCCUAUCCUCCAGAAGGUGGUGGAGCACCUGGAGAAGGCCAAGGCGUAUGCAGCCAACAGCCAGCAGGAACAGAUGCUGGCUCAGUACAUAGAAAGUUUCACCCAGGGCUCCAUCGAGGCCCACAAGAGGGGCUCCCGCUUCUGGAUACAGGACAAAGGCCCCAUCGUGGAGAGUUACAUCGGGUUCAUCGAGAGCUACCGAGACCCCUUUGGUUCCCGUGGAGAGUUUGAAGGCUUUGUGGCCAUGGUGAACAAGGCCAUGAGUGCCAAGUUUGAGUGUCUGGUGGCAAGUGCAGAACAGCUGCUGAAGGAACUGCCCUGGCCCCCGGCCUUCGAGAAGGACAAGUUCCUCACCCCCGACUUCACCUCCCUGGAUGUUCUCACCUUCUCUGGCUCUGGCAUCCCUGCUGGCAUCAACAUCCCCAACUAUGACGACCUGAGGCAGACGGAUGGCUUCAAGAAUGUCUCACUGGGGAACGUGCUGGCUGUGGCCUAUGCCACGCAGCGGGAGAAGCUGACCUUCCUGGAGGAGGAGGACAAGGACCUGUACAUCCGCUGGAAGGGGCCCUCCUUUGAUGUGCAGGUGGGACUGCAUGAGCUGCUGGGCCAUGGCAGCGGCAAGCUCUUCGUGCAGGAUGAGAAAGGAGCAUUUAACUUUGACCAGGAGACAGUGAUCAACCCAGAGACGGGGGAGCAGAUUCAGAGCUGGUACCGGAGUGGGGAGACCUGGGACAGCAAGUUCAGCACCAUCGCCUCUAGCUACGAAGAAUGCCGGGCUGAAAGUGUGGGCCUCUACCUCUGCCUCAACCGCCAAGUUCUGGAGAUCUUUGGCUUCGAGGGGGCCGAUGCGGAAGACGUGAUCUAUGUGAACUGGCUCAACAUGGUUCGGGCUGGGCUGCUUGCUCUGGAGUUUUAUACCCCUGAGACCUCCAGCUGGAGACAGGCCCACAUGCAGGCCCGGUUUGUGAUCCUGAGGGUCUUGCUGGAGGCUGGCGAGGGACUCGUUACUGUCACUCCCACCACAGGCGCUGAUGGGCGCCCAGAUGCCCAGGUCCGCCUUGACCGCAACAAGAUCCGGCCUGUGGGCAAGCCCGCCCUGGAGCGGUUCCUGAGGAAACUUCAGGUGUUGAAGUCCACAGGAGAUGUGGCCGGAGGCCGGGCCCUGUAUGAGGGGUACGCAGCGGUCACUGAUGCGUCCCCUGAGUGCUUCCUCACCCUCAGGGACACAGUGCUGCUCCGCAAGGAAUCUCGGAAGCUCAUCGUUCAGCCCAAUACUCGCCUUGAAGGCUCAGAAGUUCAGCUUCUCGAGUAUGAGGCCUCGGCUGCUGGCCUCAUCCGAUCCUUCUCCGAGCGCUUUCCAGAGGACGGGCCCGAGUUGGAGGAGGUCCUCACCCAGCUGGCCACAGCUGAUGCCCGGUUCUGGAAGUCCCCCAGUGAGGCCCCAUCUGGCCAGGCUUGAGACAGAUUUAUGCAGCUCCUCCCCCAACUUCAUCAAACCAGGGCUGCAAGGGGCCCCCCCUUUCCUGUGUGUGCUAGGGGAGGAGCAGGAGCUCGGACCUUGGUGCUACCUCAGCCGAGGGUGGUGACACUAACCCCUUCCAUUUGUCGGCACUUUCCAGUUUACCGAGUGCUUCUCCUGUGUUAUCUCAUUUGGUCUGCACUGCCCUUGGUAGAGUGGGCAAGGCCCGGCUCCUUAUCCUGCUUCCCAGGUAAGGGAAUGGAAGUUCUGAGAAGUGACCUGUCUAGAUGCUACAGGACUCAAAGCCUCUCCCAGUCCAGUGCUCUUCAUGUAUUACUUUUAUAACCAGAAAAUAAACGUAAGAAAUCACCACCA